Messenger RNA from Liolophura sinensis, 4772 nucleotides. RefSeq names its product cilia- and flagella-associated protein 61-like. Lineage: Eukaryota; Metazoa; Mollusca; Polyplacophora; Chitonida; Chitonidae. Bases 213 to 4073 code for a protein of 1286 amino acids. The transcript has 31 exons. The record is from RefSeq and is a predicted model, not a curated record.
UGGAGGAACAGGCGGGUAGUUGAUUUUCACGAAGCUCCGGCCUAUUUAUCUAUAGCGUUUCAAGGAAUUAAGUGUUCAACUUCACCGUUAACAUUGUUGUUGUCUAUCUUUAUAUUUUAUCGAAUAACAGACCUGAUUAAAUGCUUCUAUGGUACAUUAGGAGGACAUAUUGAUUUACCCAUUCAGCCUCUUGCUCUUAUUGUGGAAGCAAAAUGACGACAGUUGUGUCACCUGAGGGUGCAUCGGAUGUGAUUAAUGCACGACGCACCGAGUCACUGGAUGCUCCAAGUAUUCUUAGUCUGGUAACACCAGCCACAGAGUCUCUGUUUGGAAGAGUCAACGUUGUCAAUUUAAUUGAGAAGGCAGUACUUGCUGUCACCCUAAGUAAUGAUAAAGAAGAAAUCCUGGGACAUGCCGCUUUCUUUGACUACCCAAGUUCUCCAGAGGUAGACCCAGCUGAGUGGGAGAGCUGGAUGGUCCAAAACUACAACACAGAGGACUCUACUGCUUUAAACACUCUCUUUAUGCACUAUUUUGUGGCAAAGAAGGAGUAUGCCCAUGGCUGUGCCAAAGAAAUCAUUCGCACAGUAUUUAAUGCUGUUCCUGAUCUUCAUUUCUGUUUCUUUAUGGCACCUGCUGGAGUCUACCCAGAUCCAUGCUUAUCAGAUAUCUUUAAGAUAGUCAACAAGGUGGUAGGAACCAAAGGAGCUGUAAACAGCAAUGUGUUUGGCUGUUUUAGACAUGAUCACGUCCCUGUUUUACACGUGAGACGAGCUAGGAUUGAAGACCAUGAUGAUCUGACCCCCAUCUUUAACCGUCAGAGUGACAUGCUGAGUCGUACUUACGGUGACUUCUUCCUGGGAGAGUUGAUUGACGCUCAAGAUGAGCACAUGCAUUGUUUGGUGGCAGAGGUUGAUGGGACAGCUAUUGGGUUCAUGAGUAUGAGUGAUGAUGUGAACGUCAACUUGCUAAAUGAAUGUUUUGAGCUGGCACCUUUCCAUGGACUGAGGAAGCCGCACCCAGAAGAUAUGGAUUCAGCAGAUAAAACCUUCACAGCUACACCACCCACACUGGAAAAUCAAGUGUCUCAGCCAAGUGAUAGACCAACAUGUGGAGAAUCUUCUAAAUCCGAAGGUUCUAAAGCUUCUGGAGUCAGCUGCCAGUCAGCUGAUGAGAGUAAAGAGAGAGAGAAGAAAGCUGAUGUGGCCCAGGAGGAACAAGUGCCACAGGAUGAGGCCACGGGCAAGCUGCCAGGACAUAAAAGCCCACAGGCGGAUGAGGAGGUGAAGGUUUCUCCCAAGCUGAGUGAUGCUAACAUGGGAGGGAGUGCUGCCUCUCUGAUCAGUGAGGGCAGUGAGGUGGGCUCGGAAAAAUCAGCUGGCUGUCACACCCCUCCUCCAUCCAAGAACUCCAGGCCAGGGAUUGAGUCUGGCAGCCCAAGGAUUCUCAGUGCAAACCCAGAGACGGCCAAAGCUCAGCUGCCAAAGAGAUUUGUACCUGUGUACAAGGGUGGCAAUAAUGCCUUCUGUGUCCAGCUGUUUUGUGUGGAUGAACGAUACGAAAUGAGAUCAGCGGAUUUCCUGGAGAAGGCUUUCUCUCUGUACCCUGAUAAAGAGUUCUGUGUUAUCACUGUCCCUCAUCUGGUACCAGUAUUUCCUCUCCUUCAGAGCUUUGUGAGAGUAACACCAAGAUGUCCUAGUACAUUGCCACAGGAGCUCUAUGUUUUCAACAGAUAUGGAUUGUUAAAGAAUUUCACAGUACGUAGAGCCUGCACUGCAGAUUAUGAAGGAGUUGAAAAACUUGUGAAGACUAUUGAUUUGCAUGAAAAUCUCCUGAAAGAUUUACAACAGUUUAACAGAGCAAGACGUGAUCAGGAUGGAACAGAAAUCCAGGCAUUUGUUGCUGAGUGUCAGAAACAGAUUGUUGGCAUAGCUAUCAUUAGAAGAGAGGAGGAUAUAGAGUACAUCCGCUCUCAUUACAACAUUGAGGACUUCAUCUACUAUAAUCACCACAAGAGGGAAGAACAUGGACAUCUCCACCACUAUGCUCUCAGUCCUAUAUUUCAGCAUCUGUCCAAGCAUUUCCUCAAGGAGGUGCUGCGUCGUGGCCACAAGACUUGUCUCUACUACCCACUCUACCCAGCCUAUUCCUCUAAAGAGACAGUGGAACAGCAUUCUCUGGUGUCCGCUCUCCACGAUAUGGUUCCUGUCCGCUCACGAAGGCAAAUCAUCUAUCCUUUGGAAGAAUUAGGAGAAAAUGCUCCAUCAAAGAGAGUGUUGGCAGAGAGAGAGUCUUACGCCCUCAACCACAUCAACAGAAAACUGGUUCUUGAACCAAAGGUGAUCAUUAAUGCUCGCAUUGUUGUUGUGGGAGCCUCAGAUGUUGGGAUUGCCUUUUUGGAGACUCUGGCGUAUUGCCCACAUCUACAGUUUAAUAACCUGGUGUUGAUUUCACCUCAUGGUCUACCAGGGGAGAUGGCUAAAGAUGAGCUCAGAGACAGCAUGCUAUCACAAAGCCACUGUUACAGUCAUGAUGAAUAUGCCAAGAUCAGCCUGAGAACCUGGGUAAAUGUGGUGUAUGGGAAGAUGACAGCUAUUGACAGGAAGAAGAAGCAUGUAAUAGUGAGCGGUAAUGCUGUCGUCCCCUACGAUCACCUGGUCCUCUGUCUGGGGCAGCAGUAUCAGGUACCUGCCCCCACCCAGGCUGACUUCUCUGUUAAGGUGACCAACAGUCACCUGCCCCACCCCCCAGACAGGCUCUACACUGGACCUGUCCCUAACAAUGUUUUCCUUGUCAACGAUGCAUAUGAUGCAGCAGUUGUACUACACUGGGUGGAAAACAACCUCAUGAAAACAGAAGGUAAAGCAGUGGUGUAUGGCCAUACUCUAGAUGCAUACUGCUGCGUUCAAGCCUUAAUCAAUCUAGGGCUACCUGGGAACAAAAUUACGCUGGUAAAACCCCCGCUAGUGUACGAGGUAACCUGUUUCAACAACCCAGAAAUAGAUGAGGCAGUGUUUGAGAGCCUGAAGUCCCUGGGUGUAGAGAUCCACUCUGGGUAUUACCUUUCCCAGUGGAACGAUGGGCAGGGUGGAGAGGAGCUCACUUCUGCUUCCUUCACCUCAGCCGAUGAGCCUCUGCGCCUUGAUUGUGGGGCUUUCUUUGCAUAUUACAAGAAGGGAGUGGAUGUUGAAGCUUUCAGAGCAAUCAAUGAUGCCUGUUUGGUAUUUGAUGGGAAGCUUGUCAUUGACACUGGUUUCCAUACCAAUGACCUUUCAAUUCGUGGAGCAGGCCCUCUGACUAAAUUCCAGCGCCGUUAUCAUGCCGAUCAAUGGACACAUGCUAAUUUCAAUUCCAAGGAAGUUGGUAUUGCUCUGGCGAGUGCUUUACUGCGGAUGUUUGACCCCACUGUUGAACCAGAGCCUGAACCCCCACAACAGCUGCUCAACCUCAUACCUAUAUAUAGGAGUCCCAAGAUAGAGGGCGGUCUCUUACCAGGUGGAUAUCAUUACCUACAUGUGGCCAAGCCAGGGCUGCACAUACCACUCAAGACCCACAUGUCUCAUCAAGAUUAUGGCCAUGAACUUAAGACUGGUAAGCCCGGAGAUGACCAAGGCUUCUUCCGUCUUCAUUUGAACCCGUUUAGGACAAUAGAGACAAUCACCUGCCUCUCCAAGAAGCCCCUGGCAGUUGAUAACCUUGUGUGCCUGUAUGGACUCCAUGAGCGAUACCUGAACAACUUGCAGUCUAGGUUUGAUGAGGGCCUGAUAAAAGACUUCUUCAGUUACUUUGCGGGUGCCUGGUGCCUGGCCAUCUACCAUGACCGAUUCCCUGACUUCAGAGAUGAGGUGCGGGAGUUGCUGAUCACCAGACCGCCCGAAGAUAUUGAGACAUUGGAAGAGAAAGUUCGUCAGCUGGUAGAUGAAGACAUCCCAACAAACUUAAAGCAGAGACAGGAGCUGCGAGAUUACUACAUUCAAUCAGGAUGUAAACGUGCAGUAGAAACAAGACUGCUGAGUUUCCUUAGUUACAACUAUUAUCACCUGCCUAUGUAUGCCAAGCCAGGCAUGGUCUGAUUAAAAAAACUCAGGCAUUACACACCCCUGAAAUGUUAUACAGUUGAUGCAUCACAGACAGCACAGAAACACUACACGCCACAAAUAUUACACACCACUGCAACAUACCAUAGACUGAGCACUCGGGACCUGUGACAUACCAUGGACUGAGCGCCAAGGACCUUUGACAUACCGUGGUUGAGUGCUCCGGACCCGUCACAUUCUAUAUCAUAUUCUACUGCUUGACCACUCAGGACCUGUCACAUUCUACAGACUGAGUGCUCAGGACACAUCAUAUUCUACAGCCUGAGUGCUCGGGACCCGUUACAUUCCACAGACUGAGUGUUUGGGACCUGUCACAUUCUACAUCCUGAGUGCUCAUGACCCGUCACAUUCUAUAGACUGUAUGCUCAGGACGGAUCACAUUCUACAGACUGAGUGCCUGGGACCCAUUACACUCCACAGACUGAGUGCUUGGGACCUGUUACAUUCCACAAACUGAGUGGCAAGGACUGGUAACUACCGCAGACUAUCCAGGACCUGUAAAAUGGCUAGGCUGUUAGAUAACUGCAAGAUUCAAUUAGCUUAAUAUUGCAGUUUUAUCUGUAGAAAACUUAUAAACUUUGUUGUUAGUAUUGUGACUGAUAAAUUACCUGAGAAGUAAUCAUAAUUCUCUAACCAAAUAAUUUUUUUUUUCUCAUGUACGUGUCCACAUUAGAA